UUGGGUAAUAAAUUUGGCCCCUUCCAAUUCAAACUCAAAAGAAAUCAAACGUCGACUGCCGCCCUCUCCAAUGGCUGUAAAAGCCUCCCAAGCCUCCUUGCUUCGAUCUCUGUUUCCCUUCCCUCCCUCAUCCGCCUCUUCUCCUUCUCAUGACUUCCGCCGGUGGCCCCAGCGGACCGCUUCGCCGCUUCUGCCUCCUUAUCGCUCCCCUCCUCGCCCCGGUGUGCUCGGACACCGCCGGGAUGGGCUUCGAGUUCCACCGCCGGUUCUCCUACCGCGUGCGGUGGGCGGAGUCCCGCGCCAUCCCCGGCGACUGGUGGCCCCAGAAGGGCACUGCGGAGUACUACGCCGCCCUCGCCCGCCCCGACCGUCCCCUUCGCGGCCGCCUCCUAGGCUGACGGCGAUGCCACCUACUUGCUCAGCUUCCUGGGAUUGCAAGCCCUCCCCUCGCCCUCUAGGGUUUAUGGAUUUGGGGUUUCAAAGUUGGAAUCUUUAAUGGUGAUUGCAUGUUUCUUCUUAUAUUGUUUGGAUCGGAAUCAGCUUGCCUUAUGCUUUCCUCAAGCUGGGGACUCCGAAUGUGACGUUCUUGGUGGCGUUGGACACCGGCAGUGAUCUCUUCUGGGUGCCCUGUGAUUGCCACCAGUGCGCCGUCGCCAAAUUCGAUGUAAGUCUACUGAUUCCAAUCCUUUCAAGCUCGAAUCUUUUAUGGGAUAUGGUUAAUUACUAGUCAUAUCUGUAAACACAGUUCUUCUCUUGGAUUAAGUGUUUGUUCUUCUUGCUGUGUGACUUCUUUCGAUUGAGACCGAGAAUGUUGCCCUGAUAUCUAAAUCAUUCGGUCUUAUUUGAAUAACCUAAAUUCUAUUCUCUAGAUUUAUUGUGGGUUGACUUGAUUAGAGGCAGACAUGAAUGAGAUAUCAUACUUCAAAUCAUACAUUGGUGUUUCUACCAUUCGCAUUAGCCUGCUUGAUGCGUUUUGUUCUUCAGUGUUCUUUGUACUCUUCUCUGACGAUGACAAGAUUAGUCUGUCCGCCUAUGGCUCGCUUAUUUGGUGUAUUUGUUUAUCUCGAUGCCUAUGUUUCAUGUUAUGAACUCAAACUGCAACAGAACUUCGAGUUUGACAUAUAUAGCACCAGUAAUUCAUCAACAAGCCAAAAGAUCACCUGCAAGAACAGCUUAUGCGACAACCAAAAUGCAUGCACUGCAGAAACCAGCAGUUGCCCUUACAUUGUCCAAUACUUAUCUGCUAAUACUUCAACUUCUGGAGUCUUAGUUGAGGAUGUACCGUACCUGAUGACAGAGGAUGAGACUCCUCGAAUUGUUGAAGCACCAAUUGUGUUUGGGUAUGUUGCCUUCAAUUACUACAAUCAUCUUAGGCUUGAAUGGUAAUCGAUUGAUUGCCGGUAUAAUUCUGCAGAUGUGGAGAUAAAACAGGCUGGUGCAUUUCUAGAUGGUGCAGCUCAAUCCUUCUCCAUGUGCUUUGGAGAUGAUGGUCUUGGUAGAAUCAACAUUGGAGACAAAGGCAGCUCGGAUCAACAAGAAGCUGCAUUCAUCAUCAACAAAGCACACACCCAUCUUUCAAAAUCAACAUAACUGGAAUUGCAGUAGGGAAUAAAUCUACCCACAUGGUGUUCGAUGCUCCUGUCGAUUCUGGUACCUCUUUCACAGCCUUGGAGGAUCCAAUCUAUAAAUAUAUUGCAAAGAGUUUCAAUGCACAAGCACAGGUAAAAAGAUACAAAACAGAUCCAGAUUCUACUUUCAAGUAUUGUUUUGAACUGAGCCUCAACCAAACCUCAAUUUUGCUACCUGAAAUAAAUCUCACAACACAUGGUGGGAGUGUCUUUCCUACAAAUCAAUCUAUAUAUUGCCUGGCCAUUGUGAAGAUUUCUGGAAUCAGUAUACUCCGGCAGAAUUUUCUGAUGGGACUUCACGUCGUCUUCGACCGAGAGAGGCUCAUUUUGGGGUGGAAGAACUCCGACUGCUACGCUGCUGACAACUCCACCGGCUCUUCCCCGCCCCUUGCGCCUGCUCCUUCGCCCAGUGGUUGCACGCGGGAGACGGAGGCAAGGGGAAGUACUGCUCAGGUUCCAGUGGGGCUUUCUUCUUGAUUCGAGGACGAACCCUAACCCGGUAGGUGACCCGUUCGCCCGCUCUCACGCGGAUUGGUAUAUGAGGAGGAGCGGUCGCAGUUGGAGCCUUCUUCAGGGCGGAAAAGAAGUAUACGAGCCGUA
Musa acuminata AAA Group (dessert banana) is the source of this 2228-nucleotide messenger RNA. Its product is annotated as aspartyl protease family protein 1-like. Gene Ontology annotation, molecular function: aspartic-type endopeptidase activity. Gene Ontology annotation, biological process: proteolysis. The record is from RefSeq and is a predicted model, not a curated record. NCBI's taxonomy places the organism in Eukaryota, Viridiplantae, Streptophyta, Magnoliopsida, Zingiberales, Musaceae. The transcript is spliced from 8 exons. Bases 1623 to 2105 code for a protein of 160 amino acids.